Molecule: messenger RNA, 11320 nt
Organism: Paramuricea clavata
Lineage: Eukaryota; Metazoa; Cnidaria; Anthozoa; Malacalcyonacea; Plexauridae
Source: the annotation of a GenBank genome assembly
AUGUCUUCCGUCGGCAUCGCUGCAAACUCGAAGGAGUUUUGGAAAGGGACAGAUUUGAUCGAAAAAAAGCUCGUUUCGGUUUUAGACCGCAAGGUAGCAGCGUCUACGAAACAAGUUCUGUUGGAUAGAAUCGAAUUCAAAGAAGCUUCAAAACCAGAUCCAUUUUAUCAACAAUUAAAGAAGAAAUAUACGCCAUUAAAUUGCACUCCUGUUAACCAACACAAUAACAAUAAUCAAGGGCAAAAUACUCAGAAGAACAAGAAGCAUUUUGAGGCAAAUGGAAAAGUAGCCAAAGAUGAGCUACCGGCGCCAAAACAUGUGUUAUUUGAAAAAGACAAGUUCCAUUUGCAAUGGAAAACUGUUCGAAGUGUUGGCCCGGGUUUGUUUAAUCUCGGUAACACAUGUUUUUUAAAUUCGGUCCUACAGGUUUUAACAUACACGCCACCGUUAGUGAAUUACCUAGCAUCACAAGAUCACUCGAACACAUGUGAGUAUAAUUAGUCACAUUUUUGUGAUUAAUUUGGUUAAUUUGCAACUUUAUAUGUGACGAUAUUUUAUAGUUAGUAGUGAUUGACCAAGGUUGUAAAUUGCCAAGGAUGUAUGAUAAUUUGAACACCAGUAAUUAGUUAAUUAACCCAUUGAGCUCCAAGUAAAAUCGUUUGACGUUAGACAGAGUAAAUAAUAACGUUGGGUUAUUAGGGUUUACAAACUCAUCAGACCAUAUUCUUUUGUAUUUUUUCGGUUUUUAACUCAUCCAUAAUAAUUAUCUUCAAUCUAAAAGCAGGCAGUGGUAUUUGAUUUCUCCGGGGGAAAUGUGGGGUUGAAGGUUAUUACGGAAAAAUAAUAACCGGUUACCCGGUUUUACAUUUUCAAUUCAAGACCUGGCAUGAGUCUUGAAUUCGGGACUUGAAUUUGCAGGAAAACUCAAAACCCACAUCUCCUUUUCGACUAGAAAACGCUGCACGUCUCUAAGUCGAGAAAGAGACAACAGCCGUGUACCUCGGGUAUCGGUUUUUAUUAAACUGUAAAGACCUCGGCCCUUCGGCCCUCGGUCUUCACAAUUUAAUAAAAACCUCUCCCUUGGCUUUUAAUGUAUGCAUAUGCAGAAUGAACUGUACUGCAUCUUUAAAAUAACUAGUUUUUAAUUUCUUAAUAUUCUCAAUGCAGGUGCUAAGGUUGGGUUUUGUAUGUUAUGUGAGCUACAGCGACACGUACAGAGGACGUUUACACAUAGCCAGCAUGAAGCCAUCAAACCUUUAGCCAUUUUACAGAAAUUAAAAUGUAAGUCAACAUUCAUAAUUCAAUAAAACAGUUAAGUAUUUUUAAAGUUAGGUAUGUUAAAUUAAAGUGGAUUUAAAAACCCUUACACUCAAUUUCACGUAACUUUUGCCAAAAUAUCCUGAACUUCGUUUCAAAGUUUGCAAGUUCAUUUCAAAGUUCCAAAGUUUGAAGUUUCCAAGUUCGUAAAGUUCACAAACUAAGCAUUUGAUUGGCGUCUUUCAAUUCAUGGACCAAUCAGAGGUUGUGUUUACAAACUGGCUUGUGAAUUAUACUGUUGAACUUGUGAACUUCAAAACGAACUUCAGAACGAAGUUUGGAACAUUUUGGUCAAAGUUUUGUGAAAUUGACUGUAAUGAUAAUACAGCACUUAAAUUUAAUGAUACAAAUUCUCUUUACUUUCCAUUCAGAUAUUGCAAAACAUCUUAGAUUUGGUCAACAAGAAGACUCACAUGAGUUUCUACGUUACGUCAUUGAUGGAAUGAUGAAGAGUUGCUUGGCUGGAGUACCGGAGAAGUAAUUAUUUUGAUGUUCUUUGUUCAUGUUCAGAAGCUGACCAUUGACAUGAAUAUAUUUAUACAGAAUCUCAUUCAGUUGUCAUUUUUGUAUUUAAACAUAGUUGUUUUUUUGUCAGGUUAGAUGUGUAUACAAAAGCAACAACAAUGGUCCAUCAAGUAUUUGGUGGAUACUACAGAAGCCAAGGUAUCUUUUAUGUAAUCUUAUUUUUUGCAUUGAAGAUGAUCCAGGCUUUAUAUGAAUAGAAACUUUGCCAAAUUGAUGUCUUGACGUUUUUCCUUUGACAAGUAAAAUUGUCUGGUGUUGGCAGAGUAAAUAAAGAAGGGCAUGUUUAGACCUGGAAUAUACCUGAAACCCCUCCAUUACAAUGAUAUCUAAAAUUACCAUUUUACCAAAAUUACCAAUUACCACUUAAUUCCUCUCUGUAGUUACUUGUGAAAGGUGCCAUCACACGUCAAACACGUAUGAUCCACUUAUGGAGGUUUUGUUGGAUAUCAAGGUGAGGGAGUGAAUAUUGCAGUAUUACAGUCUGGUGGAAAUAUAAAACAGUACAAUAUUUUAUAUUUAUAAAUGUUUAACAAGUGAAUUAUUAUUUUAGCAUGCCCAUUCAGUGGUGAAUGCUCUUCACAAACUUAUUUCGGUUGAAUUACUAAACGGAGACAAUAUGUACCUGUGCCCAAGGUAAGUAUACAUUGUCCUUUUGCAGUUUAACAACUGCGCAAUGAUUUUAUGCCAUUUAAAUUAAGGCUCAUUUCCACUCAAGAAAAAUUUCCACAGACAGAAAAUUUUCCGAAAAUGACAUUGUUAUAGUUGAAAAUUUUCAAUUUUCCUAACAGAAAAUUUGUGUCCGCUAAUCACAUUUUACAAAAUUUUCUUUCUGCUGAAAAUUUUCCUGAGUGAAAAUGGCCCUCUAUAAACCCAUUGAGUGCCAAUGCUCUCCCCUUGACGGGUAAAAUCAUCUGGUGUUAGACAGAGUGAAAUAAUAAAGCAGGAUAGUAGGUACAUUAGGGUGCAAGACAACUCAAUGGGUUAGCUAGACACAUGACCAGAUAGUCUGAUUAACCCAGUGAGUGCAAGACUGAGAAGUAAAAGCAAGUACUGACAAGUAAAAUGUUAGACAGAGUAAAGUUAUAAAACAGGGCACAUUAGGGUGCGAUGCAACUCAGUGGGUUAAUUAUAGACAUACGAGCAGAUAGCUUCAUGGCAAGGCUGGAUUUUGGUGGAAAUAGUGGGGGAGGUGGAAAAAAAAUUAGAGGAGGUGCAGUGGUCUAGCUCACAACUGCCAUGGGAAAUUAUGGCUUAGAAUGGGCCAAAGUCAAUGACGUGACAUAUGCAUGUAGUGUACAUAUGUAUCAGUGUAUUAAUGAACUACUAUAUGACUGUACAACUCAUUACAACUCAUUACCCUUCAUUACAAUUACUACAAAAUUUCUUUCAAAACAUUGCAUUGAAAGAGUACUUGACACAGAGAUGAAUGGCUAUCACUGUUUCAAUUUUACAGAAAAAAACUUUCUAACAAAGUGUAGACCCUAAGCAACCAAAAAAUGUCAAAUUUUUACUUUGAUCUAUCAUUGAAACUUUCCCAAUGCAACUUAAUGGGUUAACGACUUGUCAAUAUGAUUCCAAGAAUGUUAAAAUACCUUGUAUGAAUUUUUAUCAUGCCUGCAAAAAUUUAUUUCUACUACAAAUUUGUCAAUUCAUCUUAUAGGUGCAAAAAGAAAGUUCCAGCAAAGAAAAAUUUGAGAGUCCAUCAAGCGCCCAAUGUUAUGACAAUGUGUUUGAAGAGGUAAUUUAUAUCUGAUCUCAACUUUUACCAUUCUGACUUGGUUAGAAAAAACACCCAAAUUGAGUGUGAAUUCACUGUUUGUAUAUUGUAUUACCAUAAAUGUAUCUUAUCUUAUAUUGUAUUACCAUUUAAGAUCUGUUUGUGCUGUUUUUAGAUUUGAUAGCCAUUCCUUGUUUGCAUCAAAAAUCAACAAAGAAAUUAGUUACCCGGAGCAGCUGAAUCUACGACCUUUUAUGAGCAAAAACCAGGGUCCGGCUGUUCAUUACAAGUUAUAUGCUGUACUUGUUCAUUCUGGUUAUUCAUGCAACUCUGGCCAUUAUUAUUGUUUUAUCAAAGCAGCCAAUAAUCAUUGGUAUCAAAUGAAUGACUCUUCAGUAAGUUUGUCCAUAAUUUCAUGUUCUCAAAGAGAUACGUUCCCGACAAGCAGGUACUGAUUAGUUCUGCAUCAAGUAGGCUUUUAGCCAGGAUCCUCAAAGAGGGCAUCCAAUUUUGGUAUUAUGACACAUUCACAGUAGGGGGUUCAAUAAUACAUAUUCCUCUGGAAAAUCAUUGAAGUUUGGGUCUCAGACUCACUAUUCAGCCUACUAAAGACCAUUCGAGAUUUUUCAAACACCCCUGGUUUUGUGAGUUUUGUGCCCUUAACCCCGACAUUUUCGUUCAGCCAGGUACACCAUCAAAUAGAUCAAAAUGUCAAAUUAUAAUAAUACUGAAAAUCAAAGCAAUUUCGUUUCAGAUAUAUUUAUAUGUUUAGGGAAAUCAUUGAGAAUAAUUCCCCCAGAAUUUUGGACUUCCAUUUUUCGUUGUAGGGCGUCCUAGGUAUCAACUGUAUCAUCUAUUCUUUGUAGGUUCGUCAAGUGAGCUUGAAGACAGUUUUAGGGCAACAAGCCUAUCUUCUUUUUUACAUUAAAGACUACCACACACAGAAAGAGGUACCGUAUAUUUGCUGUGGAUUGUAUACUCAUUAGAGAUGCUUAUCAUAGCUUGUGAAUAUUAAUUUGGGACGGUCUUUUCUGUUGUUUUAGAAAACUGGUGCAACACAGCAGCCAGUAAGAACUGCGUGGACAAAUGGCACCAAAACAGAAGGAUUUAAUCCCCCAAAACAACACAUACCCAAAGUUAUCAGCGAACCAACAAAGAAACGUAUGUAAUCAUUAAAUUUAACGCUGUUGUACUAUGUUUAGAGGUGGCUAUAAGUAGGGAUGAGCCGAUUGAUCGGUAAAUAAUCGGCAAAGCCGAUUAAUCGGCCGUUUUUUAAAUAAUCGGUAAUCGGCCGAUUAUUGCCUGAUAAUCGGCACAUAAUCGGCCAUAAGACUUUUUCUGCAACUGCCGAGCACAUGCUAGAAUACUGAAUACAAGCGAAUAGAUUUUCACAUUUUGUUGCAAAACCUGUGUCUUUUGUCUCAAGCGAAGUGAAGCUGGGAACAUAUCCACUGAAAAACGCAGCAGAAUAGCUCCGCAUAGCUGACAAUAUCCUGUUUUCACACCAUAAUCUGCCAAAACUUAACUUUGACUAUUGACAUGCAAGAUUGAAGCUGUUUUUAAUUGUACAUAGUGUGUACUGUAAACAAUAAAACCGCAUUUACAACUUCAUUGUUGGUCAAUUUGUGAUUUUUCGCUUGCUUUUUAAAAUAAUCGGCGGAUACCGAUUAAUCGGCCGAUUAGUUACGAUAAUCGGCUUAUAAAUAAUCGGCCUCAGUAAUCGGCAAUUUUCCUUAUCGGCUCAUCCCUAGCUAUAAGGUUUGCCUAAACAGGCAUAUACUUCAUAGCCACAUACCGUGAAAAAGUUCGUCUUUUUCAUCCUACACAUGCAGGAAUCUCACAUCUUGUAGCAAGUCUGCCAACAAGUCGUCAACAAGUUGUGCUCGCACUGCUUGUCUCAAGUUGUCAACAAGUUUGGAACAACUUCAUGGAACAACCUUUUAACAAAUGGAACAACUUGUUAUCAGUUAACAACCUUGUUGAUAAUUAGCAGACUUGUUGUGAGGUUGUUCCAACACGUUACAACCUUGUGUCGUCAACCUUGUAACGUUCUUGUUAUAUCAUGACUGUAUCAGACCUGUUAGAACAACCUUGUAACAAGUCUGAUAAUGCCAUCAAGCUUGUUACAAGUUGUCAGCAGCUUGUUCCAAACUUGUUACAACAACUGGGAACAAGCAGUGCGAACACAACUUGUCGACAGCUUGUGAACAGAUUUUUAACAUCUUGUUUGCAGACCUGUAACAACUUGUGCGUUUUUACGUGUGUAUGUUAACAGCAUUAGAUGAACUAUUAUAGAUAAGAAAAAAGAGAUACUUUGUUGCUUACAGCUAGCGACCAUUAUGUAUAAUACCCUUUUGUAAAAUUUAUUUAGCGGGAAAACCGCCAGCUUCGCAAUUUCCUAAAAGGCCCAACCCUUCGUGGAAACCUCAAACUAACCCACAUCCAACAAGCAUACCACAACAGAGGGAGAAAAUAGCCUUCGCUUUAAACCACGGAACACAAGUGAAAAAACCGAACCCUCCUCAAACGGCUGAGAACAAAGAGUCUGAAACGAAGGUGGACAAGGCGGAGAGUUCAGAAACAAAGUCUCCACAAGAGUGUAACCAAGAAAGUCGAACAACUGUUGAACAGAGUGAGACCAUCGAUGAAAAACUACAAGUGAAUGAAGUCAGCAGCUCUGUAGAAGAAAACAAACAGCAGAAUACAAGUUUUGUGAAGGAGAAAAAUCAUGAAUAUAAACAAACAGGUACUGUUGUAAAAUCUUUUUGUUAUUUUGAUAAUAACUACUGUAUUACGGGAAAUGUAUUAGUGUAUAUAUCUGGCUUGCAGCGAUUAUAUAAUAUCAUAAUUUCAUCAGUCUUUCGCCUCAUUUGCAUGUAAGAAGAGUGCUUCCAGGUUUAACAGCAGAUUUUCUGUGUGACUCUAGUUUCCUCAUGCAGUAUUAGCUAGUAGAAUCACUCCAAUGUCGUUUGGUUUUAUUGUGUUAUCUAGACAUCGCAAAAGAAACGAAAAACACUCAGGAUCUUCACGCCACCUCAAAAUGGAAUGUCACUAAGAACGCGACACUACAUACGGGAUUGCUAUCCGGCUCUUCGUUCCCAGGGGGUAGGGAAAGGACCCCUUCCAUGAGCUCUGAGCUCAGUAACCCCGGCAGUGUGGCGAGCAAGACUGGGGAGUGGUCCGUUUUAGAUCGAAGUGCAACCCAAGAUAUGGGACCCAGGCUUCCUGAACGACAGCAUGCCGGGUGGGUCGUGUCUGAAACUCCCAAGAAGGAAACGACAACUGAAGAUAUUAAAAGAAAGUAAGUUUGGACUUUCGGAAAGUGGGGUGGUGUGGGUGGUGGUGGAGACUGGGGGCUGGUAAGGGCAUAUUGCAUACACUUAAUGCACAGGGUGGGGGUGAGGAUCUUGGAAGUUCCUGGGGAUGCAUGAACCUGUGAGGGCAAGAAAUUCGGAGGGAGCCCCAACAUUUCAUGAAUUCCAGUACAUUAUUUGGCCAUGAAUGUUCUGGAUUUCCAAGGUUUCCCUCGUGAAAAGGCAAAGUGAUUGAGUUUCGUGUCAUUUCAUUUCUAGCGAACAAACCACUGAGGAAACUGAGCAAACCGAAUCCCAGAAGAAACCCAAAAAGCGAAAACGCUCGAAAGAAAAGCGCGAAAAGAAGAAGACGAAAACAUCCGAAGAUGAAACGAAACUCCUAUCGGAUGAAUGUCGGGAAGAGUCGGAAGACGAGAGAGGGCGGGAGAAAAUGAAGCGUUUGAAAAAAUUAGAGAAAGCAAAAAAGCGAAAAAACGGAGAAGACUCGAACAGCGAAAAUGACAGACGGGAAAGAAGGAAAAAACACAAGAAAAAUAAAAAGAGGAAGAAGCAUAAACGAGAAAGAGAUCCAGAGGAGGAAUCUAGUUCGAAAAGCGAGCGAAGAAGUAGCGAGCGAAGCUUCUGUGACACAGAAGAGAACAGCCAGGAAUUAAACUCGAACCGGGAAAGUUUAUUGCCUUCGGAAAGCGAAAAAAAAUCUGAUAGUUUUGAAAAGAAAUUGAGCAAGACGAAAGAUAAAACCGACAAAAAACAUUCGGACUCUGAUAAGAUUAAGAGCGAAAAAACAGGCAACGAAAAAGUGAAUAGGGGCGCUAGCUUUGACGGGGACAUUAACAGGACGAAAUCCAAAGAACGAACAAGUCAAAGUUCUGAAAAUACCGAGAACGAUAGUUUUCAAAAUAAGUCAAAAAAGAAGAAUAAAACGAAUGGGCAUAGCACAGACGAGGAUGAAUUUCGUACAAAAUCGACGAAAAAACUAGAUGUUAGUGCGAAGUGUGUUGUUGAAAAGGGUAAAGAAUUAAUGGGGAAAGUUUUCGAAACUCGAAAGAAGGACAAAAGCGACAGGAAACGUCUGGUUCAAUAUUCUGAUGACUCCUCCGAGGAGCACGAUGAGGAUAGCAGAGGUGAAUCGAGGACGCAUGAUGAUACAUCUAGGGAUAAUAGGGGUGAAAAGGAUACAGGGAAGAGAGUGAAUUCUUGCAGUUCCCAUAAAGGUAAGAUUGAUUCUGUUGUGUUCACGAGCGGAUCUACCGUGGGGAUCGCACCCCACCUAGUGGUGUCUAACACCCCCCCCCCCAACCCCCAGAGAAGUCCAGCACCAUCAUAAAAAAUCUUGACAAUACAUUUUCUGCUUUUCGAAUAGCGAUUAUCGGAACUUCUACUGUUAGCGCGUGUCGAUUUCUUGAGACGAUUUAAUUGAUUUGUGAGCUCACGAGAACAUACUCAGAAUGCUUUAGUUAAAUUCAAUGGUUAAAUAUCAUGGUUAAAUACGUAAACAUGUCGAGGAUGUUAUACAGCCAUAUUUUUAAAUAUACUGUACUUUUACAAGCAAAUUGAAUGUACGUACUGUGCUACAGCAACUAUCCAGUCACGCAAACAAAAGAUAAUGUAAAACGUAACAGAACGGCGAACAUGCAGAUUCGGCAUCUCAGAUAAUGGUAAUGUUGGGAUAGCAGCGUGGCAGACUGCAGAGGAGAGUGGGCAGUAAGGCUCCCUCAUGCACCACCCCAUGGAAAAUCUGCACCCCUCUUUGCAGAUGAGGUAUGCGGUUUCCGAGUGCCCACUAAUUAUUAUUUGAUUUCCACAGAAAUAUCACGUAACAGCAAAGAAAGAAAAAGUGUUGUGGACACGUUGCUGGUCAACUCGCACAGUUCGUCAAACUAUGGUCGUACAGGUAAUGGUGGAAGAUUAUUAAAAAUUAUAUUAAAAACAGCAGAACGAAAAUUAGUUGAUCUUUAAUUAAAGGGGCCGGUCAUUAUUUAUGGCGGGGGGAGAGAAAAGGGUUGGGUAAACAAAAUUUUGAGUGAGUAAAAGGUUGGGUAAAUGAAAAACAAUACAACUCAAGGGCUGGGUAAUAAAAAUUUAUUGUCAUUUUCAAAGCAUGACUCACUCAAAUAUUGAAGACUAAAAAGCACUGUCAACAGCCAUAUGUCAAUACAAUAUGUAAAUCAAUCAAUCAAUCAAUCAGAGUCACUAUCUUGAUCAUUUUCCUAUUUCUCAGGAGGCAAAUGGUGUCUCCAAAGAAAGUACAUGUGCAGACAACAUGAAACUUUAGACAACAGAAAAUCACACAAGCAGUUAUCAAACUCAUGUCACAGAAGUGGUAAAGGACAUGUGUGACAACUGAAUAGUAUCCUUUUGUAACGUUUUUGGCCAGGGUGGAUAAUUACUUUUUAAUUGAUACUUGAGGUUGGGAAAAAAAUAAUUUUGACUUUUUAAUGGUUGGAUGAACAAAAUUUUUACCAAGAAAAACAUGAAAUGCAAAAGUGUAAAUGUACCCUGACUGGGGCGUUUGUAUUAAGUUUUUAAUAAGAAUACAAUAUAGCGCGUGGUUUGAGAUCUCAUCUUUUGCAUAAAUAUUUUCAGUCGAAAGAUGGGACGGUGAAAGAGAUGAGACUGCCGCAGUUAGGGAUAUCGAAGAAAACAAAAAAAGAAGACGGGAUAUCUAUGACGAAGAGUACGAUAGUGGGAAGGUUAGUGACACUGUAGGAUACUAGGGGUUCGUUCUCUAGCAAUCACUUCUAUUUUAUGUACUAUAUUAACGCGAGAGGUUUGGGCGAAACUGUUGAAGAAAAAACACAUUAAAGUUAUUUUUACUCAAUGUUGUUUUACAGGUAAAACGAACAAAAAGUAAAGAGAAGUUUCACAAUCACUCGUAUUAUGGACAAAAUUCGUUUCAAAAGGAAUACGACAGGAAGAGAAUACGAGUGAGUAUUGAAUGAAGCUUUCCCAGCGACUAUUUGCGUACUGAGAUUCAUAUUGGACAGUUCUAUUAGUCACAAGGUCUUCUCCCUUGAGUUCAGUAAGGAUCAGUGUUGUAACGAGACGAAUCAUUGAAAAAUGGCUCGUCUUGAGUCAGCAGCCCCAAAUGACUCAAAUUGACUCGGAUUCAACUUGUUGAUUUCUGCCGUAAAGCCGGUUACAGACGAACAAGUUUUCUAUGACAAGUUUUUAUGUGACAAGUUUUAUUUGCCAAGUGCACAUGUGUAUAUGCAACAAAUUUUAAAUGACAAGUUUUAUUUACUGGUGUGAACGUGUCAACAAGGCCAGCUGGCCAAUCACAUCAAAUGCUCAGAUUACUGUGACAAGUUUUCUUUGUUGACCAUACAGACGAACAAAAUUUGUACUUUGACAAUUUUUUCUUUGUCAUAGAAAAACUCAGUGUCAAAGUUGCGCGUACAGACGAGCAAAUAAAACUUGUCACACUUUAUUUUUUCAAGGGCUUGAAGAAAUAAAGAAUAAUUCUCCAUGCAGAUAUAUACGAUAGGCAUGUUUCCGCUUGUAGGGAAUUUUUUAGGGCAUUUUUGGUCACCAUACAAUUCGUGUAGCCAUUGACUCAACUCGAGUGAAGCCAUUGACUCGACUCGACCUGAUAGUGAAAUGACUCUACACGUGACCAUAGUCUAUCAAGAUAUGAUGGUCUGGAACACAGAAUAAAGAUCCAUACAAGUUUCUGUCCCCGCGCAUGUCGCAUUACGCAUGUUGACCGCCAUUUUCCUAGCCAGUCAAUGACAUUUUCUGGCCAUUAAACACGCUGUACUGGCUGGCUGCUCCGCCUUCUGGCCAGUAAACUGCAUAUUUUUGCAUAAAAAAACGAGGACACGUUGCACCGCUGAGUGGCCCUUCUGUUAUUGAUCUUUAUUCUGUAGUCUGGAAACUAAACAGAAGUGUUUGUUAUAUGUUUUCACGGUGAUUGAGCUCAUUGUAUUUUGGUAUAAUGAAGUAACCAUCCAAUGGAAGCAGCAAGUCUAGCUUGAAAGAGCAUCACAAAAUUAGUAAUAUUCCAAAGUUUCGUUGCGAAAUGUUGUAAAAUGCGGGCAAUAUAGCCCUGCGAAGUUUGCCGUUUUUCAGUCAUUUUGUAUUACGCACGGGACAGUUCAACAUGAAACAAAAGUCUUCUAUUUUGUGGCUUCGAAGUUUUACCGGGAUUCCAGACCAUCAUAUCAUAAUAGACUAUGUUGGGACUCGACCUUUGGUAAGGUAAGGAUCAUCUCGCUCCUUUCCGAAGCGCAAGCCCUGAAUCGAAACCCGAUCACAGUAUCUCAGUAGUGACCAGGAACACUGUACCACCAACAAAUCCGACAUGAAACAAUACUUCAGUCAAAGUAGUAUUUUUAUUUGGUGUUUUUUUUCAAACUAUUAGAGCGACGGUUGGUAUUCAUCCCCAUCCAAUGGUUGGCACAAGAGAAGCUACCACGAUCGUCACUCGCGGCGGGAUAGGAGAUGA